Ailuropoda melanoleuca (giant panda) is the source of this 4692-nucleotide messenger RNA. RefSeq names its product synaptotagmin 13 (gene SYT13). The coding region runs from base 8 to 1369 and encodes 453 amino acids. Gene Ontology annotation, cellular component: axon; dense core granule; exocytic vesicle. The record is from RefSeq and is a predicted model, not a curated record. Gene Ontology annotation, biological process: synaptic vesicle endocytosis; calcium ion-regulated exocytosis of neurotransmitter. The transcript is spliced from 6 exons. NCBI's taxonomy places the organism in Eukaryota, Metazoa, Chordata, Mammalia, Carnivora, Ursidae. Gene Ontology annotation, molecular function: calcium-dependent phospholipid binding; phosphatidylserine binding; calcium ion binding.
UCUGUGAAUGGAGACCCACGGAUCAAAUGAGAUCGGAAAGCGUGCUGAAGGAGACAGAAACAGAAACAGAAUGCGUGCAGCGAUCUUCAGGACAUGGGCACAGUCUCAACCCGAGACAGCGACUCCCUUCUCCCUGCCGCCUGCCCCCUGCCCCCUCUACCCCACUGCAGAGCAAACCCCAGGCAAGCUGGGGAGAUGGGAAAUCUCCAGCCCCUGUGCGUUUGAAAAUCUCGCGGAGGACCCAGUUGUACAGCGUGGUGGGCCAGAGAAGUUCAACGUUAAAAAGUCCACGGAGCCCGUCCAGCCCCGAGCCCUCCUCAAGUUCCCAGACAUCUAUGGACCCAGGCCGGCUGUGACAGCCCCGGAGGUCAUCAACUACGCAGACUACACCCUGAGGACCACAGAGGAGCCUGCCGCACCUGUCAGUCCCCAGGCCCUGAACGACAGCCGCCUCAAAAGGCAGGUCACAGAGGAGCUGUUCAUCCUUCCUCAGAAUGCUGUGGUGGAGGAUGUGUGUGUCAUGGAGGCCUGGAACCCAGAGAAGGCCGCCAGUUGGAACCAGGCGCCCAAACUCCACUACCGCGUGGACUAUGACCAGCAGAAGGCAGAACUGUUUGUGACUCGUCUGGAAGCUGUGACCAGCGGCCACGACGGAGGCUGUGACUGCUACAUCCAAGGCAGUGUGGCCAACAGGACCGGCACGGUGGAGGUCCAGACGGCUCUGAAGAAGCGGCAGCUGCACACCACCUGGGAGGAAGGCCUGGUGCUCCCCCUGGCGGAGGAGGAGCUCCCCACGGCCACGCUGCUGCUCACCCUGCGGACGUGCGACCGCUUCUCCCGCCACAGCGUGCUCGGGGAGCUCCGCCUGGGCCUGGACGGGGCGUCUGUGCCUCUGGGGGCCGCCCAGUGGGGUGAGCUGAAGACUUCAGUUAAGGAGCCGUCUGCAGGAACUGGAGAGGUCCUUCUGUCCAUCAGCUACCUCCCGGCAGCCAACCGCCUCCUGGUCGUGCUCAUUAAGGCCAAGAACCUCCACUCUCACCAGUCCAAGGCGCUCCUGGGGAAGGAUGCCUCUGUCAAGGUGACCUUAAAGCACCAGGCGCAGAAGCUGAAGAAGAAGCAGACGAAACGGGCCAAGCACACGAUCAACCCCGUAUGGAAUGAGAUGGUCAUGUUCGAGCUGCCCGAUGAGCUGCUGCAGGCGUCCAGCGUGGAGCUGGAGGUGCUGGGCCAGGAUGACGAGGGGCAGAGCUGUACGCUCGGCCGCUGCAGCCUGGGCCUGCACGCCUCGGGCUCCGAGCGCAGCCACUGGGAGGAGAUGCUCAAAAACCCUCGCCGCCAGAUUGCCAUGUGGCAUCAGCUGCACCCGUAGCCAGCUGCUCGGGCGCCUCCCUCCUCCGGCCCCAGCCCCGCCCCUCCGGCCCUGCUGCCCUCCGCGACGUCCUCUUCGUGCCCCAUCCUCAUUCUGACACCCAGGAGACAGAUGCGUUUGCAAAGGCCAGGCCCCCGUCCCUCUCCUAGUAUACUCUCACUUCUAGAAUAUGAGCAGGGCAGGGCAGUGUGUGGAAACAGGACAUUUGGGUCGCAACGAGGAAUGCAUGUUGCUUCUCUGUGCUGUUGAAGAGACACUUGUCGAAUAGAGCCCAUGUGCACGUGUGACAGGUGGGGUCAGGCCCCAGGCAGGGAAGCUUAAUGUGGGGACAAAUGUAUGCAAAGAAUGUGGCUCUUUAAAAAUAAGCAUUUUCAAAAACUAUGGAGGAAAGAGAGUAUCCCCGAUCAACUCACAGAGUUAGGGAUUGGGAUGGGUGGGACGAAAUCUUAGCCAGCACGACAUCGUACGCCUGAUCCAUGGCAGUCACCCAGUGGUUCUCGAACCUUAAUGUGUGAAGAAUCACCAGCAGAUUCCCCGGCCCCCCCUGUUUACACUCCAGAUCAAUACUCCCAGCCACGACCCAGGCACCUGCAUUUUUACCAAGCCCCAUAUGGUUUUGAUGCAGAGGUUGGAGCACUGCACUGGGAGAAAUCCCUUCUACAACAUUCCAGACAGGUUUUCCCAGUCCUUGUCAGGACUCCCAACAGCCUGGGGCAGCCAGCUCCAAGGCUGGACAUCUCAACUGUCAGUGUGAAAUUUGGGAGGCCUCUCUGGGUUUUUUUUUUUUUUUUAAUUUAAUUAUUUUAAUUCUUAAUAUUUUCAUUUGUGCUCUUCAGAUCCUGUUCUUGGACUGGAUUUUGUGUUUUUUAUUGAAGAACUCUUGUUUUAUCUCAAAAUCAGUUCAUGGUCUACUCGGGGAGAUCAUCCUUAACAAGGCGUAGGUGGGACUCCCCUGUUUGUCGCGAGGCGCUGCUUGUCACACCCACCAGCAUCACCAAAGUGACCCUCUGAGACAGAGCCAUCGUUCUCAGUGUUCCAGCCAUUGCAGGAGGAAUUCAGUGGGGGAGGCACAUACUGAUUUCGUCUAUUUUAUCUGGCUGCGUAGAAGUGGCCGAAGAGGGAACUUAAAAUAGGACAGAAAGUCUUUUGCGAAUGUGUCUCCCUUCCUCGAUUUUCAGGGUCUGCCACUUUCAUCAGUAAGUAAUCAGCAGCUAGGCUUCAAAUUCCUACUUUCUUAUCCCAAAUAGCUGUCCGCACGGUCAAUUAGAUGCUGAGUCUUGCCGCCUGGGUAUAAUAUUUACCCAUGAACCAGGAUUCCCGAGUUCUGUUGUUGGCCAUCUGUAAAAUGGGGCCAAUGCCAUGGCAGCUCUGUCUCUGUGAGUGAUGUGGUCGAUGAAAUAGAGCUCGAACACCAUAGGCGUUCUCCGGCUAAAAAACUGCAGCCACCCGCAGAUCAUCUUUAAGCGGCAAGAGGGCAGCUGAUGGAGACUGGAAGGGGCCAGAACCGUCCCAGGCAGUUCCAGAACUGUGGAUUCUGCAUUUGGGCUCCUUGUUACUGACACCCAAACUCUGGGCUUUCAAAUGUCACCCAGUCCUAUGAUCUACAAGGGAACCCCUGGGUGAGGUGGGUAAGGGCCAUGCUUCAUGCCUGUAACAAGUCAGGCCGUGCUUAGCCUCUCGCUGAGAAUCGGAGCAGGGGCCUCAUCACCUUCAGUCAUGAUUUUCCGUUUCUGUGCAGAAGUAGAAAAGCAUCCAAAGAAACAGAAAAAUGGAAAGUUUUUCAGAUAGUUGGAGAUCUUGCUCAUUAAGGCUGGCCACCUCCUGCCAAGUUUUUGUUUGUUUGUUUUUUUGUUUUUUGGGGUUUUUUUGUAUUUUUGUAUUUUGUAUUUUUCUUUCUUUUCUUUUUUCUUUUUUUUUUUUUUUUUGGCAAAGCAUUUGUUGGUGAUUUCCUAUAACAUGGUUCUGAGACUCCCCUCACACUCCGGCCUUCCGGUUUUGGUCGGAUGGCCACAAGAAAACAAAACAUUUCCUAUGUAGGCUGAUGGGUACUCUCUUCUUGGUAACAUCCACUACUCCAAUGUAGAAAAGUCUGGAUUCUAGACUUAACAUCGGGAAACCCAGGUUCUACUUCCUCAUGAAUCUAUGCACCUGCCUCCCGUUACACGGAAGGAUGUCUGAGGCAGGCCAGGGAGCCUCUGAUGCCAGAAAUGUCAGCUCUGCCUAUGGCCAUUCCAUCACAAGGCUUCCAUUUCUUUGUAUCUCAAGGGUUUCGUUUUCCAGAAUCCAACCUCAAGGUUGUCCCUGAUAGGAGUCAAAUGCCACCACAGACCAUCUCAGUGUUGCCCGUCACCUCACUUGGCAGGCAUGCACAGGAAGGAGGGAAGUCUCACACGGGAUUUAGUCCGUUGUGUUCACGGGCAUGUUCCAAGAACCUAGAAUAAAGCUAGCUCGUGGGCCCUCAAUAAAUAUCUGUUGAAUGAAUUAAUGAAUGAAGGAUGGAAGGGGGGACUAGACAGAAAAAAGACACUGUAAGUGUUCUCAAUGGUGAAAGCAUCAGCCAUCUUGGAACUUUACAUUUUAAAUUGCCCAGAGACAUCAGACAGCCGAAUCAACAAACUUGAGUCAUCUUGGCAUCGGCAAAGCUUGUACCAGACACAUUUGUGACUUACUACCAACUUAGAGUAAUUGAGUCUCUGUGAAAUCAACUGAUCAUGUUUGAAAGGCACGCCUUGUAACUUGGCCAGGGAGUGUUUUCUAAGAAGAGCAUGGAGCCAGGUGAAAAUAAAGGGAGAACCCAUCGUAGACAGGGCUGGGGCCCCCAGGGUGACCUGGUUCUUUCCUAGAUAUGGUGACCGGGAUCGAGAAUGGGGAGUCCAUCCUCAUUAAUCUGUGACUCCACUUCUCACAUCAAAUCGGUGUGCAUUUGCCACGCAUCCCUUGGUUAAGACCUUGCACGUUUUCUGUCCAUUUCACUUUGAGAUAGGACUCUUGGCAUGGGUUGAGUGACCCAGCUCUCCAAAUGACGCUAUGUAGGGAGGGUAAGAUGCAAGGAAGGCUCUCCAGCGGCAGUUCCUUUGGGGUGUGAAGGAGUCUUGAGGGGAGGGAGCUGCAGCCUAAGCCAAAUCGAGGCGAGGAGCCCCAAAAGAGAGACCUAGUCUUUGUGAUUUGUUUCUGCCGCCUGUGUUUCUUGUUGUCAGUGCUAAGUGUGUGUUUGUUUUGCAAUCAUGAACCGAAGCACAAAAAGACGCAUGAGACAUUGUAGUCCUAUGUCUGGUGUCACACUUGGGAGCAAAAACCUUUCAAUGGUAAAUAAAUCAUUUCCA